AUGGAUGAAACUAAUAAUGUUGUAGCCGACAUCGAUGUUAAUAAAUCUAAACAAAUUGAACGACGUUACGAAGACUAUAGAAGGAAGAGAAAGCGUCCUUGUAAAGCGCCGGUGAUCCCUACGAUGGAAUCAACUAGCGGAGACACGGCCACGGCAUCACACGGUUUUAUAUCGGUGAUUGGACGGAGGAGGGUGAUGGAAGACGCUAUCAAGGUGGUUCCUCGUUUUAUGGCUGCGGAACAACAACCGUGUGGAUACGAUUUCUUUGCGGUUUAUGAUGGACACGGUGGGUCGACGGUGGCGAAUGCUUGUCGUGAUAGGUUGCACUUGUUGUUGGCGGAGGAAGUGAAGGAGGGUAGAGAUCAUGGAUUGGAUUGGUGCAAAGCUAUGUGCUCUUGUUUCAUGAAGAUGGAUCGUGAAAUUGGAGUCGGUGGUGGUGGUAGUGAUGAUGUUGAUGCGAACAACGUGGGUUCUACGGCGGCUGUGGUGGUUGUUGGGAAAGAGGAGAUCAUUGUGGCGAACUGUGGUGACUCAAGGGCGGUUUUGUGUAGUGGCGGUGUAGCAGUUGCACUUUCACGUGAUCAUAAGCCGGAUCUUCCAGAUGAAAGAGAGAGGAUUGAAGCAGCGGGUGGAAAAGUGAUAAAUUGGAACGGGAGUCGCGUUCUAGGAAUUCUUGCUACUUCUAGAUCCAUAGGGGACCAUUGCAUGAAGCCAUUUGUGAUAUCUCAACCAGAGAUAAACGUGCAUGGAAGAACAAAAUCGGAUGAGUUUGUUGUGGUGGCAAGUGAUGGUCUUUGGGAUGUUGUAUCAAACAGUUUUGUUUGUGAAGUUGUUAAAAGCUGCCUUCAAGGUCAUAUGAGGAGGCAUAAUAGUGAUAAUGUAAAAGAGGCUCUCACUAUUGAAGGUUAUGCAGCUGAGGCUGCUGCAAUUUUAGCUGAAUUGGCUAUGUGUAAGGGAAGCAAAGACAACAUCAGUGUUAUAGUCAUCCAACUCAACAACACUAACAUUUGA
Messenger RNA from Vicia faba (fava bean), 1011 nucleotides. The record is from the annotation of a GenBank genome assembly. NCBI's taxonomy places the organism in Eukaryota, Viridiplantae, Streptophyta, Magnoliopsida, Fabales, Fabaceae.